CCAAGGACUUAGAAUUAUACUUUUCUGAUGAGAAAAUAGGGCAAGGUUUACCACUUCUUCUACCUAACUAUACCAUCAUUCACAACCAAAUUAAAAAUUAUUUUCAAGCAAAACAGAAAGAGUUUAAUUUUCAAGAAGUGAUUACCCCAAUCUUAGGGAGCGAAGAGCUAUACAAAAUCAGCGGGCACUUGGCUCACUAUGAAGAAUACAUGUUUCCUAAAAUUAGUCGAAACAACGAAAAUCUCCGCUUGCGUCCCAUGACCUGUCCGCAUCAUUGCUCAAUUUACCAACAAAAACCUCGUUCUUAUCAAGAAUUACCUUUGCGCCUCUGCGAAAAUUCACUUUUAUUUCGUUAUGAAGCUUCCGGAGGUUUGAAAGGCUUAGAAAGACUGCGAACGUUUGAAUUACCUGAUCACCACAUCUUUGUGAGUUUUGAUAAACUAAAGGAAGAAUUGAAAACUAACUACCUUUACAUUUCCCAAAUUUUAGCAACUUUUGGUUUAAAAAUUACUCGUUUGGCUCUUUCUACUCAUGAUCCAGACAAGUGGCAAAAAUAUCACUCCAAUAAAGAAGCUGCCUUUUAUGGACCAAAACUAGACAUUGAAGUCCAACCUGCUGAUGGAAAAAUUAUUACUCUCGCUACCAUGCAACUCGAUUUUCCUACUCCGGAAAAAUUCGGGUUACACCCUUGUCAAAUUGCUAUUUUACCACUAAACGGGGAAAUAGCAACUAAAAAUUAUUGCGAAAAUUUAAAAGAAAACUUAGUCAAGAAUGGUCUACGAACCAAAAUUUUUGCGGAAAAAACCCUUAACUACCGUAUCCGUCAAGUAUACAAACAAAAAAUUCCCUACUAUUUAGUAAUCGGUAAGAAAGAAUUAGAGGAAAAAAAGUUAAAAUUAACAUAUACCUACUCUCCAACCACUAAAGAAGAAAAAUUAGAGGAAAAAGACUUCUUCCUCAACCAAAACAUUCCCUUUUCUCAAGUCUUAUUAGUAAGCGAGAAUAAAAAAGAGGUUAUUUCUAUUCAAGAAGCCUUGAAUCGAGCAAAGGAAGCAGAUCUAGAUCUUUUCUGUGUAGCUCCUCAGAUUAACCCCCCGGUAUGCAAAUUAAUUAAUUACCAAAAACAUUUCUUCAAAUUAAAUAAAAACAAAAAACCUAAAAAAGAAAAUAGUAGUAAAGAAAUGGGCUUUUCUUUUAAUAUUGAAGAGAAUGAUUUGAAGACCAAAUUAGAAAAAGUUCAAAAAUGA
Messenger RNA from Funneliformis geosporum, 1247 nucleotides. The record is from the annotation of a GenBank genome assembly. NCBI's taxonomy places the organism in Eukaryota, Fungi, Glomeromycota, Glomeromycetes, Glomerales, Glomeraceae.